Messenger RNA from Melospiza georgiana, 1153 nucleotides. RefSeq names its product YjeF N-terminal domain containing 3 (gene YJEFN3). NCBI's taxonomy places the organism in Eukaryota, Metazoa, Chordata, Aves, Passeriformes, Passerellidae. The record is from RefSeq and is a predicted model, not a curated record. Gene Ontology annotation, cellular component: mitochondrion. The coding region runs from base 271 to 1008 and encodes 245 amino acids. Gene Ontology annotation, molecular function: NAD(P)HX epimerase activity. The transcript is spliced from 6 exons.
CGACCGGAGCAUCCCCGACACUCCCGGUGGGACCGGAGCAUCCUCGGCAUUCCCGGUGGGACCGGAGCAUCCUCGGCAUUCCCGGGGGAACCGCUCCGACCGGAGCAUCCCCGGCACUCCCGGUGGGACCGGAGCAUCCUCGGCAUUCCCGCGGGCUCCCCUCCAACCGGCGGCUCCGCGGAGAUUGCAGCGGCUCCGCUCCAGCCGCGGACGGAGGCUCCGCUCCCGCCGGGGUUCGGCUCCGCCGCCGCUCCGGUCCCGCUCCCCGCCAUGAGCUCCGCGCCCAGCCCGUCCCGGGAGCCGCCCCGGUACCUCAGCCAGGCCGAGGCGGAGGCCAUGGAGAAGGAGCUGCUGGAGGAUUAUCGCUUCGGGCGGCAGCAGCUGAUCGAGAUCUGGGGACACGCCUGUGCCGUGGCUGUCACCAAGGCGUUCCCGCUGCGCUCUCUGCGGCGCAGGCAGCCCACGCUGUUGGUGGCGUGCGGGCCGGCGCAGAACGGGGCCGUGGGGUUGGUGUGCGCCCGCCACCUGCGCAGCUUCGAUUACGAGCCCACCAUCUUCUACCCCAAGCGCUCCCCGGACCCGCUGCACCGCGACUUCACCACGCAGUGCGAGAAGAUGGACAUCCCCUUCCUGUCCUACCUGCCCACCGAGGUGCAGCUCAUCAACGACGCCUACAACGCCGUGGUGGACGCGGUGCUGGGAGCCGAGGGGACACAGGGGACAGAGGGGACAGAGCCGUGCGCGGCUAUCCUGGCCACCCUCAGGCACGUCCGCAUCCCCAUCGUCAGCCUGGAUGUCCCCUCAGGCUGGCUGCCCGGCCCGGUGGGUGGCAGCGGUGACAUCAGCCCGGACGUGCUGGUGUCGCUGGCGGCCCCCAAGGAGGUGGCGCGGCGCUUCCGGGGACGGCGACAUUUCCUGGCCGGGCGCUUCGUGCCCGAGGAGCUGCGCAGGAAAUUCGGGCUCAGCCCCCCCGAGUACCCGGGCAGCGACUGCGUGGUGGCCCUGUGACCCCAAGGAAACCCCUGUGACCCCAAGGAAACCCCUGGGACCCCAAGGAAACCUCUGGUGUGGCCCUGGGACCCCCAAAACCCCCUGGGACCCCAGAUAAACCCCUGUGACCCCAAGGAAAUCCCUGGGACCCCAAAGGAAUCCC